Molecule: messenger RNA, 1880 nt
Organism: Conger conger (European conger)
Lineage: Eukaryota; Metazoa; Chordata; Actinopteri; Anguilliformes; Congridae
Product: uracil nucleotide/cysteinyl leukotriene receptor
Exons: 1
Coding region: 194-1138 (314 amino acids)
Biological process (GO): positive regulation of Rho protein signal transduction; phospholipase C-activating G protein-coupled receptor signaling pathway
Cellular component (GO): membrane
Molecular function (GO): G protein-coupled receptor activity
Source: RefSeq, a predicted model, not a curated record
UCCUCUUGGCACCUAGUUCCUCCAGGAAACCACAUUUUUUCACAGUCAUUUCAAAUUACAAGUACUUAACCAGAGAAGCUCUCGCACACAGAGACACACAGCAGAAACCAGCACAUGAAGGUUCACAUUCUACAGAAAACUGGCACAUUUUAUUGUAUUUUUCAGCUAUAUUCCAAGUGUCACAUCCCAAUCAAUGAUGUUCAACAACAGCAUUGCUGAGGACAGGAUUGACAGGUAUGCAGUGGGCUCACACCAGGAGAAUGUCCUCUUUGCCAGCUUUUACACUAUGGUUUUCAUCCUCGCUGUACCGGGCAACAUCCUGGCUCUGUGGGUGUUCGUCCGGGAGAAGAAGAACACACCCACUAAGGUAUUCCUGAAGAACCUGGCAGUGGCAGACAUCUCCUACUUGGCGACACUCCCCAUGCGUGUCGUCUAUCACCUAACGGACAACAACUGGCCUCUCGGUGAAAUUCCCUGUCGCGUCCUGGGAUAUUUCUUCUACCUCAACAUGUACUGCAGCCUCUACUUCAUGGCUUUCAUCAGCGUCGACCGCUUCAUCGCCCUGGUCUUGCCGGUGAGGUCACUGAAGUUGCGGAAGCCCCUGUACGCCAGCGUGGGCAGCGCCAUCCUGUGGCUCUGUCUGACCGUGGUCACGAUGCCGCUGCUACUGUCCAAGCAGACCACGCAGGUAAACCACUCAAACUCCACCAGGACCAUUUGCAUGCAGCUUUACCGCGAGAAGACGUCGCCCCAGGCACUGGUGUCCACCGCUGUAGCUUUUUCGAUCCCGCUGGUCACCAUUGCGGUGUCCUACAUUCUGAUCCUACACAGGCUGUGGAGUAGGAGACGUCAGCAGCAGAGGUCCGGGCGGCAGAAGGCCACCAGGAUGAUCGUACUGGUCCUGGUGAACUUCACUGUGGCGUUCCUGCCGUACCAUGUUAGCCGCUUUGUUUACAUUGAGGGCUCGCUUCACAGCGGUGACAUGGGUCCACUUGCCCUUUGCAAUCGCAUUACUUCCUCUCUCACUUGCGUCAAUGGAGUUUUGGAUCCUGUACUGUAUUUUUUUCUCACAAAAACCUACCGCAAUUCAUUGCUUCAGCUCUUCCAUAAACGGAACCUGUCGAACACAAGUUAUUAAAAAAAAAAAAAUAAUGAAAUAGCCUAUGCAUAAUAAUUUGAUUUUGCAUUUUACUUCUUUCUUCUUUUUUUUUUAAGAAUAUGGUAUACAUUUUGUGGCGAUUAUACUGUCGUAUGCUGAUAACUUAGAACAUAACUAAAGAUUCCUUUCUUGACUCAGUAAUAUUUGCUGGCAAUCAUCCAUCCAAUGACAAGCACAAUUCUGCACUGAGAACUGUUAAAGCAAUUGCUGUUUCCUUGGUUAACAGUUACCAAACAGUAAAAAAUUAUAUGUUAAUUAAACUUUUACAGAGCAUAUACGAGUCCAGUAUUGACUAAACACUGAACAUAUGGUGUAUGUAUAUAUGUAUGUAUGUAAUGCCAACCAAUAGACCAAAUCCCUUAUUGCAUUUUGUGCCUGGUUUUUGUUCCAACUGAUUAGCUCAGUUUUAGUUGUUUGACAGCUCUAUAAACUAUACACAGGUUCACUCAGCACAGCAAAAGUCUUUAAAAUAUGCUUGCAGUCUCCAGCUGUACCCGGUGCUCAAACAAAUGUCAGAUCAAGAUAUGACUGAGCUAAUUGAACAACGAACAUAAGCUGGCACAAAAUCCUGACAGAUCAGCUCUUCUUGUGUAGCUACAUGGGUGGGGGCUCUCCCUUCUAGUAAUGUCUAUAAGCCAGUUACAUCUUUAUGUUUUGCUGUAGAAAGCGUGAACCAACAUGUGUGUGUGUACUUCCUAAAUGCAGACCAAGUUUUAUACAA